GGCCCGCCAGACAACGCAACGAUUCCACCGCGUCCUCCAACGCACCCCUCAUGCCUAGCAGAAACCCUCCAAUAGAUCUCCCGAACCUGUCGUACAGCUACAAUGCGCCCGGAUCGCCCAGCUCGCGUAACGACUCAUUCGGCCCAGAUAGUAAAGGCGACAUGUCUAUGCUGAGCAAGGGCGAUAUGAGCACGGCGAGCAGCAGCGUCAGCUUGUCGGUCAACUACCUCCCUAGCAAAUUUUCAAACAGCAUGCUGGCGUACCCCAAGAACCGCAAAUCGAAAAAGGGCAUCAACCCGGGGUAUCCGAAGAUGGGCGGGGGGGUCGAAGCGUUCAGAACUGGUGAAGCACGCAUGGGCGGGGAGAAUGAGGACGAGGACGGCGUUCCGACGAGGAAGAGCUGGUUUGGUGCACGUCCCAAUAAGAAGUUGCGUUGGAACAGGUUUAAAUGGGUCCUGUUCACCGCCAACACUCUCUUGACACUCUAUUCCCUAUGCUCACUCAUCAUCUGCCUCCUCAUCUGGUUCGACGUCUGGUCGCACGCGGACGUCGUCCGCGUCGGCAACCGCCCCGAACUCGUCGUCUCAACCCUCGCCGCCAGCAUGGGGAUAUUCACCGCCACUCUCGGCUGGGCCGGGAUCAUGAUGAACAACCGCUCCUUUCUGGCCGUAUACACCUUCCUCCUCUGGAUUGCCUUCAUCUUCCUCCUCGUCCCCGGAUACCUCACCUACAAACGGCACACGUUCAACCUCGAGGGCAAGAUCAACGCACAGUGGUCCCGCGAUUUCGGUGCGGAUGGUCGACUGCGGAUCCAAAACCAGUUGAGUUGCUGUGGAUAUUUCAGCCCGUUCGUCGAGGCGACUGUGAGCCAGACGUGUUAUGCGCGCAGUAUGCUGCAGGGGUGUAAGUCGGACUACCUGGCGUUUGAGAGGAGGGUGCUGAGGAAGUGGUAUACGACGGUGUUCUCCAUCGUCCCCGUGCACAUCGUCAUCAUCUUCGCGGGCUUGUUGUGCUCGAACCACGUCACGUAUCGAUUUGGGAAGGGGAUGAUGCCCAAGGCGUAUAGGUUGAGUAUGACGAGUAUGGCUGUUAUCAUGGAUAACUACGCUACGCAACUGGCAGAACAGUACGGCUCGGAAGUAGCCUCGGAUAUUAUCAAUCGCUCUCGGUCCAACCUCCACCUCGACUCCAUGCCUACUAUGCCGUACACGCCUAGAAACAAGACUCAGUAUAAUGAUACGACCAAGUACGAUGCACUCAACAAGACGCUGGUAGAUGACUCUAUCUGAAUUCGGAUCUGGGUACGACGCAAGACCCCUUCGGACUCUUCAAAUUCCUUGUACAUUCGCAACGCAAUGGUCAGUAUGUAACAAGUACGAGGCAGAAGACAAUUGAACUGUAGCAGCUAUAUUUGUACAAAAGUAGAACAUGUUAGGAUAUGAACAAUAAUACCAGCUCACUUGU
Molecule: messenger RNA, 1464 nt
Organism: Laccaria bicolor S238N-H82
Lineage: Eukaryota; Fungi; Basidiomycota; Agaricomycetes; Agaricales; Hydnangiaceae
Gene: LbTsp2-C
Product: tetraspanin Tsp2 family
Exons: 3
Coding region: 51-1289 (412 amino acids)
Cellular component (GO): membrane
Source: RefSeq, a predicted model, not a curated record